CGCCUGUCCACCGGAAGCUCACGUCACCUGACCACGUCGUGCGUCGUCAUUGACUGAAUCAUCUCAGUAUACAGAUCUCAGUUGGAUCAGUUUUAGGGUCUCCCGAAGGAGUAGGAGGAGAGGACGAAAAAGAAGGAGGGACACACUAAAAAGUUGUUUUUAAAGCGGACUUGUAUCACUUCCUCAUCAUGUCCCACGACAAGAGUGGAUACCCUGGUAUGGGUGAGACCAACCCACUCCAUAAUGAUGUCUAUGGUCAGCCUCAGCCUGGUUUUGGUAUGCCUCCACCCAACUACAACCAGGCCCCGGGUGGACCUUAUCCACCGGGCGGACAACCAGGAUUCCCUCAGGCAGGCCUGGGUUUUGGCCCUGGUCCUUACCCCCAAAUGCCUUACCCACAGGGACCCUACCCACAAGGACCCUACCCACAAGGACCCUACCCACAAGGACCCUACCCACAGGGACCCUAUCAUCAUGGACCCCAACAACCAGGCUUUCCUGGGGAACCCACUGGACCCGCUGACAGCCCUGGUUACCAUGGAGAUGUGCCUCCAUCUUACUACGACAAUGAUGAGUUCACCAACUCAGGCUUUGAAGACAAGUCUAUUCGACGAGCCUUCAUCAGAAAAGUCUUCAUGGUUCUCACAGUGCAGCUCAUGGUGACCUUUGCUUUUGUUGCUGUCUUCACCUUCGUGGAUGAAGCCAAGACCUUUGUGCGAUACAACCCGUGGACAUACUACGUGUCCUAUGCAAUCUUCUUUGUGUCACUAAUCGUCCUCAGCUGCUGUGGAGACUUCCGUCGCAAGCACCCCUGGAAUCUGGUGGCACUGUCCAUCCUGACACUGAGCCUCUCCUACAUGGUGGGAAUGAUCGCCAGCUUCUAUGACACGGAGACGGUCAUCAUAGCUGUGGGCAUCACCGCAGUGGUCUGUUUCACCGUGGUCCUGUUCUCUCUCCAGAGCAAGUAUGACUUCACUUCCUGUCGGGGGGUGCUGUUCGUGUGCCUGAUUGUGCUGUUGCUCUUCUCCAUUCUCUGCAUCUUCAUCCGUCACAGGAUCUUGCACAUCGUCUAUGCCUCACUGGGGGCUCUGCUCUUCACCUGCUUUUUGGCUGUUGACACUCAGCUUCUUCUUGGUAACAAGAAGCUGGCCCUGAGUCCAGAGGAGUACGUCUUUGCUGCUCUCAACCUCUAUACUGACAUUAUCAACAUCUUUCUCUACAUCCUGGCUAUAGUGGGACGCUCCCGCGAAUAGGGCUGUUGACGCCCUGAAGACAACAUCUCAGCAGCAGAGAACUCUCUCUGUCAUUAAAAGUAGUUACUAACAUGCCCAUUUUUACCUCUGACUCUUUUACUUUCUCACCAUUGUCACCUUUACAGUCGGUUGAGGAGAUGCAGCUAAGAAAAACCACUACUCAUUCAUGUCAAUCAUCAUGCCCAGAAAUACAGAAGGCAAUGAUGUAUCUUUUCUGUAAGUCUGACUCUGCUUGAUCAUCACUAUCUGAUGCCUCUAUUAACUCCCUCACUUACCAAAAAACACACAGUUUGGCAUGGCACAUAUAGUAUAAAUACAUUCUACGCAACACAUAUUCCAUGAACGCCUUGUUCUGCUGCAAAGAUAAAGCAGGGCUUAUGCAAGGAGGUCUUAAUACUGAUGCAAAACAUUUUCUAGAAGAAGGAAGAAAUGUUGCCCCCUUCAGUUUGUUUCCAUUUUCCUUUUUCAACACACUGGUGUAAACUAAUUGCAUGACCGCACUGAGAGCCGGCUGAAGGUGGACCAGUGUUCUCCACAGCUGUCAGAGUGAUAUUUGUUCAAUUGCUUGGUCAUCACAGCUGUAAAUAAUUCUGUGUAUUCCUGUGUAUGAUGUCGACCUCUUGUGUUCAAUACUACUGAUGUUUUAACCUGAAUAUCAGACCUUUACUGACCCAUUAUGGUAGGUAAAACCUUAUAAUGGCAUAAGAAUUGAGAUCAUUGUUGAAUGUAAAUGACAAGAUGUUAAUGCAGAUUAACAUUUACAAACGAUAUAUUAGUAUUUAUUUGUCAUCAUUUGUAUGAUUUUUUUUAACCCUUUUCGUGUACAUGUUGUGUUUUCUUUGAUUUUUCUUGACACCAGUUUUCUCUUGUUCAUUGUUAACUGUGGAGUGGUAUUUAAGUGUUUUAGUUAUUAUUUUUGACACAAGGUGAGAAUUUUAAAAGUGGUCAAAAUGAAGGAUCCAGAAACCAUGAGUGAAGGAGGAGUUCUGGUUUUGUUGUUUAACACUGAGCCCCUUGAUCUGUCAUACGUUCUCCUGAAUGUCACACUUUUGUGUGGUAACUGAGGAAGAAUGCUGUAUAAAAAUGUAUGCUUGACGUAGAAAGCAGGGCUGAUUUAGAAUGGCUAUACACUGUUGUUAAAUAGAGAGAAAAACUGCUGAAAUCUACAGAUUCCUAUUCCUCAAGGUUACAGUGUAUUGCAUUAGUGCAGUAGGAAGAAGGAAAUAAUAUGCACUGAAAGCAAAAACACUACUGCACACAAAUACAUUACAUUUAUUUUAUUGAUGAAAUGGUAACUUCUUUUGAUCAUUUUGGGUUUCCACCUCUUGCAUGAUUUUUCUGUUGCAUGUGCUGGUGGUGCACACUGUACCCUAUUCUAACUACACUUGUUGACUCCCCUCUUCGUUCUUUUAAACUUUUGUGUUGUAUCUAACUUACAUGGGUGUGUAUAUAAAAGUCUGCAGUGAUUUGAUGCGUAUAGAUGAAGUAAAUAUUGGGCUUCAUGAGUUGGUUUGCAUUGUAUAUUUGAAUUAAAUCAAAGUGGAACAUCA
Molecule: messenger RNA, 2803 nt
Organism: Cynoglossus semilaevis (tongue sole)
Lineage: Eukaryota; Metazoa; Chordata; Actinopteri; Pleuronectiformes; Cynoglossidae
Gene: grinaa
Product: glutamate receptor, ionotropic, N-methyl D-aspartate-associated protein 1a (glutamate binding)
Exons: 7
Coding region: 189-1253 (354 amino acids)
Biological process (GO): negative regulation of apoptotic signaling pathway
Cellular component (GO): Golgi apparatus; endoplasmic reticulum; membrane
Source: RefSeq, a predicted model, not a curated record